UCUGAGUGGCCAGCCUGCAGUUCGAGGUCAAAUCCCGCCUGGGUUACAUAAGUCGUCUGGUGGUAAGCGAUUUUCGCCACGGGCCAGACGGCCUUUGACAUCACCAAUUUUUUGUCGCAUGAUAUCAUCCAGCGUUCCUAGAAUUCCCUAAGCUUGGGAACCCGUCAAUUGAGUUCCUUUAUAUGAGAGGUAUCACUGCCAUUCUUCGGUUUCCAGACAUCUGAGCUGUACAGAAUCUUGAAGUUACCUAGCCUCACCCACACCAGUGGGCUCGUCAUCGAAUCAUGAAGGUCAUCAGCAAGGAGGAAGAGCAGUCCCACUACAACUAUGUGAUCAAGGGCGGCCUCAUCGGCGGCACAGUCGGCCUGACGCUCGCCCUCGGGGGCGCCAUUGCCGCAUCCCGGCGGUACGCCGGAUUCCGCAGUCUCACGCUCCCGUUCCGGUCCUUCCUGGUCUCGUCCGUCACUACCGCCAGCGCCAUCAUAACCGCCGAGCGGUACUCGAUCAACUACGCCAAGAUGCGCGACCCCAUGAGCAACUACAAGGACGCCUCCCAGCGGGCCCUGGAGGAGGCCAGGAGCAAAAACACCGGCGUCCAGAAGUUCGUCGACUGGGGGCGCGAGAACCGCUAUACCAUUGUCGGCAUCAGCUGGAUCGCCGCCAUGGGGAUCGCCAUGGCCAUCGUCAGCCGGAACAAGUACCUGUCGACGAGCCAGAAGCUGGUCCAGGCCAGAGUCUACGCACAGGGCUUGACCCUGGCCGUGCUGGUUACCACCGCCGCCUUCGAGACCGCUGAUGCCAAGAGCGGGAAGGGCCGCUGGGAGACGAUCAAGGUGCUGGAUCCGGACGACCCCGAGCAUAAGCACAUGAUCGAGAAGAGAAUCCACAAGGAGGAAUACGAGGGCCAAGACCUCUGGAAAGAUAUGGUAGCUGCAGAGGAGCGCCGAAUGGAGGCUCAGAAGCAGGCCAAGGCCGCGAUCGCGAAGCAGAACCAUUGAGAAGCCCUCCGUCUCUCCACCUGCCAGGUAGCUUCCCCAUCUAGUCCAGAAGAUGAUUAAUUGCCCGCCUGGGAGAGAUCCCAGUCCGGUGUGGUGCCUCGGGCACCUGAACUUUGUACUUGUACACACAUACCAUCAUCUCCGGUUCAAGGCCAGACACGAACCCUCAACCCCCCACCCCCCCGGAAGGAAAAGUCGGUUUGGCAGGCGUUUCAAGGCGUUUCCUUGUUCUUUGUAUGGGCAAGCAUGGGUGCAUUGAUGGCGAGUUUUGUGGACUGGGCUGGAAUGGCA
Messenger RNA from Phialemonium atrogriseum, 1289 nucleotides. Its product is annotated as mitochondrial hypoxia responsive domain-containing protein. The transcript has 2 exons. Gene Ontology annotation, cellular component: mitochondrial inner membrane. Lineage: Eukaryota; Fungi; Ascomycota; Sordariomycetes; Cephalothecales; Cephalothecaceae. The coding region runs from base 285 to 998 and encodes 237 amino acids. The record is from RefSeq and is a predicted model, not a curated record. Gene Ontology annotation, biological process: mitochondrial respiratory chain complex IV assembly.